AGGCUUGUGCAUGCAUACAAACUGUGGCUAGUGUCUUAUUACAGAAAAUAGAGCCCACAUCAUGCAUCCUUCUUCCCAUGUUUCAUAAACAAGACCAGGGGAACCUGUUGUGAGGCAACCUGUUGCAUUGGUGUUAGUCCCCAAGAUGCAGCCUUUACAAUCUGCCCCCAAAUGUUUCAGAAUAUGAAGCCCAUUCUCCCCUCUGGAACAGGCAGCUUCAGAUCCACCAGCGGAGACACACAGCAGAACAAAAUCUGGGCAUUGGUCUCCGUGUAGGAUGGCUUGCCAUUGUUAAUAUUUUUUCUUAGGCAAAGUAAAUGAACAUUUAAUAUCCGUGGUCAGCUGGAUGUCCCUCCACCCAAUGCGAGCUCUUUGGUGAAGGGGAUGUCCUCCUUCUCUGUUAGAGGUCUCCCGUGUGGGGCCACGUCUUCCCUCACCAGGAACCCGCUGGGCGCGCUCCAGCCUCCCUCAACUUGCCUUUUGCUAGGAGCUAGAGCACACAUCACGCUGAUUCACAUAUUUUUGCCCUUUGUCACAUAUUAAUAAAAAGGAAGGAUGAAUAGACGGUCUUUGAUUGGCGGCGCUGGUGAUGCCCGUCAUGGUCCUGUUUGGAAGGACCCUUUCGGAACUAAAGCUGGUGAGGCAGCACACAGAGACAUCGACCAGCUAAGCCUGGCCCUGGCAGAUGGGUCGCAGGAACAGGAGCCAGAGAAAGAGAUAGCCAUGGAGGAUAGCCCCACUAUGGUUAGAGUGGACAGGGGUGAAAACCAAGUUUCACCAUGUCGAGGGAGAAGGUGCUUCCCCAAAGCUCUUGGCUAUGUCACCGGUGAUAUGAAAGAACUUGCCAACUGGCUUAAAGACAAACCUGUGGUGCUCCAGUUCGUCGACUGGAUUCUUCGGGGCAUAUCCCAAGUGGUGUUUGUCAACAACUCCAUCAGUGGAAUCCUGAUUCUGGUGGGACUUCUUGUUCAGAACCCCUGGUGGGCUCUCACUGGCUGGCUGGGAACAGUGGUCUCCACUCUGAUGGCCCUCUUGCUCAGCCAGGACAGGUCAUCAAUAGCGUCUGGGCUCUAUGGCUACAAUGCUACCCUGGUGGGAAUACUCAUGGCUGUCUUUUCGGACAAGGGAGACUAUUUCUGGUGGUUAUUAUUCCCUGUAUGUGCUAUGUCCAUGACUUGCCCAAUUUUCUCAAGCGCAUUGAGUUCCAUGCUCAGCAGAUGGGACCUCCCUGUCUUCACCCUCCCUUUCAACAUGGCAUUGUCAAUGUACCUUUCAGCCACAGGACAUUUCAAUCCAUUCUUUCCAGGCAAAUUGGUCACACCUGUAACUUCACCGCCAAAUAUCUCCUGGUCUGAUCUAAGUGCCCUGGAGUUAUUGAAAUCUAUACCAGUGGGGGUUGGUCAGAUCUAUGGCUGUGAUAAUCCGUGGACAGGGGGCAUUUUCCUGGGAGCCAUCCUGCUCUCCUCCCCACUCAUGUGCCUGCAUGCUGCCAUUGGAUCCUUGCUGGGCAUAGCAGCAGGACUCAGUCUUGCAGCCCCGUUUGAGGACAUCUACUUUGGACUCUGGGGUUUCAACAGCUCUCUGGCCUGCAUUGCAAUGGGAGGAAUGUUCAUGGCACUCACUUGGCAAACCCACCUCCUGGCUCUUGGCUGUGCCCUGUUCACAGCCUAUCUUGGAGUCGGCAUGGCAAACUUAAUGGCUGGGAUUGGAUUGCCAGCUUGUACCUGGCCCUUCUGCUUGGCCACGUUAUUGUUCCUCAUCAUGACCACAAAAAAUUCCAACAUCUACAAGAUGCCCCUCAGUAAAGUUACUUAUCCUGAAGAAAACCGCAUCUUCUACCUGCAAACCAAGAAAAGGAUAGUGGAAAGCCCUUUGUGAGAAUAAGCCCCAUCUGCAGCCAUGGUCACGAGUCAUUUCUGCCUGACUGCUCCAGCUAACUUCCUGGGUCUCAGCAAACUGCUGUUUUUCAAGACUAUCAACUUUCGUACUAACGCAUCUGCGAUCUGUUCUUAUGCUCAUUUUAUAUUUUCCGUUCAACUCCAGGAAUAUUCUCAAGCAUAUGAGACCCACAUCUAGGUGAUAUGCUCUGAUAUGGAAUUGGAAAGCCCAGUGGGGGCUUGGCACUAAGACUGGAACAUAUAGAAAGUCAAAGUGCUCCAACAGGAGGAGGAAGUAAAAACAAACUAUUGGUAUUUAUUGAUAUUCUUGGUGUUUCACUAGCCGGAUGAUGUUAACAGUAUUAAAAAUUAAACCCCAUAAACCAACUAAGCCUUAUGGAAUUCACAGUCACAAAAUUGAAGUUAAUUCACAAUUCUGUGAUAAGCAAUUUGGCUUUAAAAAAAAAAAAUCAAUGCAAGUUACAAAUUACAGCCUGUGUCAGUAUUGCAGAGGUGCAAGCUGACAGCUGAGCUCGGUCCCCACUUCCUGCAAACAAUGGCCUGCACCCUGUCCCUUGUGUGUGUGGCAUUCUCUCAUGGGACAUAGUUGGAGUUUUUCAGACUGAUGGGACUGCAAGAGGGAGAAAGGAAUUUUGUCCAGCAAAAUUAUUCUGUAUUGCAACUUUUCUCACAGACGGUAAAGGAUUUUUUAGGUAGAGAUUAUUUUUCCAUAUGAAAAAUGAUCUGUUUUAAAAGAGACAAAAUAGGAGAAGUUCCUGGCUUAACCUGUUCUUAGAUAUCAAAGAAAACUUACAUACUGUAUUUAAGAAAUACUCAGGUAUUUUCACUUUAGCCCCUACAUUGAUUUUGUAAGUGCCACAAAUGCAUAGAAUUGUUACCAACCUCCAAAGGGCUCUUUAAAAUCAUAUUUCUUAUUCAUUUGAGGAUGUCUUAUAAAAACUGAGGGCGAAGGUCAGAUUGCUUAUGGGUGUUAUUUUUAUAAGUUGUUGAAUUUCUUAAUGAAUAAAAGUUCAUUAUUUUCUGCACACUCACAAUAUUCUCUCUCAGAAACCAAUGGCAUUUGAACCACCAAAAAGAAAUGAAGGCUGAGCAUGGUGGCUCACGCCUAUAAUCCAGCACUUUGGGGAGCUGAGGUGGACAGAUUGCUUGAACCCAGGAGUUUAAGACCAGCCUGGACAGCGUGUUGAAACCCCGUAUCUACAAAAAUUACAAAAAUUAGCCAGGCGUGGUGGUGGGCGCCUGUAGUUCCAGCUACUCAGGAGGCUAAGGUGAGAGAAUCACUUGAGUCCAGGAGAUGGAGGCUGCAGUGAACUGAGAUCACACCAUGCACUCCAGCCUGGGAGAGAGAGUGAGACCCUGUCUCAGGAAAAAAAGAAAAAAUACAGGUAAGGAUUCUCCUGUUUUCCUCUCCUUAAUUUAAAAGUUAUCAGUUCUGUAAAGGCUCUGUGACCAAACAUGCUGAAGACAGCAACAGAAGUCAUGUUCAGGGGCUGGGCACAGUGGCUCACACCUGUAAUCCCAGCACUUUCGAAGAUGGAGGUAAAAGGAUCUCUGGAGCCCAGCUUGGGCAACACAGCAAGACCCCAUCUCUAAAAAAACAAAAAUAACAUCAGCCAAGUGUGGCAACACACGUCUGCAGCAGCUACUCAGGAGGCUGAGGUGGAAAGAUAGCUUGAGCACAGGAGUUUGAGGCUGCAGUAAGCUAUGAUCAUGUCACUGCACUCCAGCCUGUGUGACAGAGCAAGAACCUCUCUCUAAAAUAAUUAAUUAAUUAAUUUAAAAAGGAAGUCAUGUUCAUUUGCCUUCCACUUCAGUAUGUAUCGUGCAGUGUUUUGGAGGUUGGAAAGUGAAACUUCGGAAUCCUGAAGGUUUUUUCCACUUCGAGUUUGCAGUGCUCAGUGCACAAUAUACAGUUUGCUGAAUGAAUAAACAGAAAUAAGGAAGUAAACUUACAAAUAUUUUAGGGAGAAGCUCACUUCUUCCCUUUCUCAGGAAAGCAAACAAGCACACACUGUUCCAAUUUUAAAACCUUUUGACCAAAGCCUUUGAAACUAUGAACUUUGCAACUGUCGUAGUUUAUGGAUCUUGCUAUAGGGAAGCUCAAUUUUCAGUGUUUGAACUGAAACCUUUCUUGUUAGGGAAUGUGUGAAAGAAGAAUUGUAGGUGAAAAAAAAGCAAGUAUAACCAAAGAUCAUCUGCAGUGAAGAAUCUAGGCUGUGGCUGAGUGAACCAGAGGCCUCUAACAUGGACCCAAGUUGAUCUUCAGAAAAGGGCACUGCUGUGCAGCAUCUUCUUGUGCUCACACAAAUCCUUAAACAGGAACAUUGCAAAGCCUUGUACAUUGUCUAAUUUAAAUAAUAUUCAUUUUCUCAAGCUAUAUUUGUUACUAUUAUCCUAAAAUUGAGUAUUUGUAGGGAGCACUUAUAUGUUUUCCUAAUGUCUGUAUAACACAUUUCUAUGCAAGUAUGUGAAUAAAUUAUGCCCACAGCUCA
Callithrix jacchus (white-tufted-ear marmoset) is the source of this 4390-nucleotide messenger RNA. The record is from RefSeq and is a predicted model, not a curated record. Lineage: Eukaryota; Metazoa; Chordata; Mammalia; Primates; Cebidae.